GUGACGCGCUGAGCCCGUUCUGCCGCGCUCCGUGCCCGCCAUGGGGCCGCGGCGGCGAGCGGCGGCCGAGGGGCAGGAGGGGCAGUUGGUGCUGCAGGAGGAGCAGUACGUGCUGGGGCAGGUGUCGGGCAGCCUCGGGGCCACCGCCGCGCCCCUCGCCCGCCUGUUCCGCGCCGCCGCCCCGCCGGUGCUGGUGGCUGUGCCGCGGGGAAAGAAGAAAAGGAAGCGUGCAGAAGAAGGGGAGAAAGUGUCAGAAGACCAGAGCUUAUCCAACAUACAAGAAACUCCAGUAAAAGCAAAGAAGGCCAGAAAAAAGGAACGUUCAGAGGCAGAGAAAAAACUGUCAGAGAGAGAGAAUGCUUUGGAGCAGGCAGAUGAAGAGGAGGAUCAAAAAUUGCUUCAAAACAAAGUGAAACAAAAGCAAAAGGCUUCUCGAGCCAAAAGUGUUGUUAAUUCAGCUACGGGUGCAACUGCAAAACAGCAAAAGAGAAGAAGGGUGGCUGAUAAAGCAGCAGACAGAAGAACGGUGUUUGUUGGAAACUUGCCUGUCAGCUGCACUGUUCAGGUACUGACAUCUCUUUUUAAGAAAUAUGGACAAAUCCAAUCCAUUCGCUUCCGGUCUCUGAUUCCAGCAGAAGAUACUGUAUCCAAAAAGGUAGCAGCAAUCAAGCAUAAGGUGCACCCGAAUGCAAAGUCCAUCAAUGCUUAUGUGGUCUUUAAGGAAGAAUGUGAUGCCCAGAACGCUCUGAAGGAGAAUGGAACAGAAAUUGCUAGUGGAUUUCACAUCAGAGUUGACACUACAUCUAAAACCAGUUCGCAUGACAAUAAACGAUCUAUAUUCUUGGGAAAUCUUUCAUAUGACAUCCGCGAUGACGCCGUGCGGGAGCACUUCCAGGUCUGCGGAGACAUCGUGGGAGUGCGAGUGGUGAGAGACAGGAGGACGGGCCUGGGGAAAGGCUUCGGCUACGUCCUCUUUGAGAACACAGAUGCUGUACAUCUUGCUCUGAAACUCAACAACUCGGUUCUGAUGGGAAGGAAGAUACGAGUGCAGCGUAUAGAGGACAAGAGGAAAGCACAGAAAAGUCUGGACCAGUCUCGCGCUCCCAAGGACAGAGUUGAUAAGAAGAAGAAAAAAGAAAAGAGCUGCUCUAACGAUUCUUUUGUUGGUGAAAAAGCAAACCCAUUAAAGAAGAGCAUAAAACCAAAAAGACCAAAAACUACUCCUAAGAGUAAAGCUGGGAAAAACAAACAGUCCUUUGAUAAAAAAUAAUCCCAUAAAAAUGCUGAUUAGUGUUAUGAAGAUGGAUAUGUAUGAGAGUGGUUUUUUAUGUGAGAGUGUCAUAAAUUUUUUUUGCUAAUAUGGCUGUUGUCCUUAUUGGUUUUUGUUUUGGGGCAUUUGGCUUCUCCUAGAAGGCAGCAGGAGGUGCUGCAUGAUUUUAUUCCUGUGUUCCAGGAAUCUUCUCCAGCUGAGGUCUUGCUGCAGAGGCUAACUGUGAAUUCUCUUUUUCUGGAGUUGUGUAGCCACAACGGUUAUAGAAAAAAAUGACUCACGUUCAGACUGGGUCUGUGAUGAAAUAAAAAUUGUUACCUUGA
Lonchura striata (white-rumped munia) is the source of this 1593-nucleotide messenger RNA. It is a transcript of the gene RBM34, whose product is annotated as RNA binding motif protein 34. Lineage: Eukaryota; Metazoa; Chordata; Aves; Passeriformes; Estrildidae. The record is from RefSeq and is a predicted model, not a curated record. Gene Ontology annotation, molecular function: RNA binding.